GGUGUUAGAAACACAAAUUAAUUGUCAGUAGAAUUGUCUUGUAAAGGUUUAGAGCUUAACGUGUUUCCAUUACUUCAGACCUAAGUGGAGCUUGAGAGGAAGGAUGUACUGCUGAUAGUGGACACGGCACAGAAUUUACGGGCCACAAGGCCAUUUAGCAGAACUCACAAGAUAAGGAAGAAAAUAAUAAAGACAACUCAGCAAGUGUGCUGAAUCAGCUCCAACUGGGUAAAAGGUAAUUCUGGCAGGGUGAGAUCCUGACCACCAGCUCACACACCCCUCGCCCAAGAAACACACCGACUCAGAAAAGAUAAACCAUGAGCAUACAGACUAAUUAGCAUGAGAAGUGAGAGAAUCGUUAACCAAUAGAAGAUAGAGUACUAAUUAAUAAGAGAACUACAACUUGUACUCUGUGAACAAAUCUUUUGAGGAGUGGCUGAAGGCGCUGGAGGUGCUUAGUCUGGAGAAGGGGAGGUUCAGGGGGGACCUUAUCUCUCCGAAAGAAACUCCCUGGAAGAAGGCUGUAGCCAGGUGGUGGGGCUGGACCUUCCGCGAGCCCUCGGGCCUGUGAAGCUCCGGCAUGGCUGUCGGUGGGGUCGGGAGCUCCCUGCUGCUGCUGUCCGGCGUCGUGGUGACCGUGGGGCUGUGCCGGAGGCUGGCCCGGCGCCGGCUGCGCUCCCGCCCGCUCCUCUUCGCUUUCCUUGUGGAGAUGUUCAGCACCUUCCAGAUCUGCGCCUGCACGAACGAGCUCAGCCUGCUCGGCAACGUGGAGCCGAAGCCGCACACCGCCCUCACCCUCACCUACGGCUUCACCGUCCUGCACGGCCUGAGCCUCGCCGGCAGCACAUGCAAUCCCUGCGGGACCCUGCAGCCCAUGUGGGGCGGCGGGACGUCGCUCAGGAUGGGGGGACUCAAGAUCGCCGCUCAGUUCGUGGCUGCAGUGCUCGCCAGAGUGUUCAUGCACUUUAUCUGGAGUCUGGAGAUGGCAGAGCCACAUCUUGGAGCACUCUCACAGGGCUGCAGUAGCCCCAUGCAGACUACAGAGAUGCAGGCGUUCUGCAUAGAACUGCUCUUUUCUGUCGUUUUCCAGCUGGCCGUCCUGCAAGCCGAAAGCGUUAAUCCCAAAUACAGAGUCCAUUUAAUUGCUCUUCUCAUCACCAUGCUCGUGUAUGCAGGUGGAAAUCUCACAGGAGCAAUAUUUAACCCAGCACUGGCGUUUUCAUUACAUGCAGAUUGUUUCUAUGACAAAUUUUUGAGUUACUCACUAGUAUAUUGGCUAGCACCGUGCUUAGGUACAAUACUUGUGGUUUUUAUAUGGGAUGAAAUCUUUCCUCGGAAAUCUUGAGACUUCAAAUCCUGAAAUUUGGGAGCACUACAUUAAAAAGUAUUUCCAACAUCUGCAGACAAAGCUUUCAGAGAACUGGUGACAGACUUCCAUGCCAUCUUUAUGCUGUAUUUUCAGAUUUCAUGUUUGAAAUAUUUGACUUACCAAUUUGUAUUCAAUUAAUUAUUUUGUAAAUGAGUAUUGGGAUUUUGGGAAUAUCUGCCACCAUUUUCAGUUAAAGCCAUAUGAAUGUGAAGGACUGUUAAAACCCAGAUAUGUCACUUUAGCCAUAAGUGCCAUUUGCUGACCUUUAUUAGCAUGCUAAACUAAUUUUAGAGAAAUACCCCGUCCUUUCAAGGUUUGAUUUUAUAGGAUUUCUUCCCAUUGAAGGCACCUGUAAAAAGGGAGCUGAGGAUUUCUUAUAUAGGCAUCAUCAUAUUCCUACUUGCCAUAUACCUCUGAGAGGAAAAGCUACACUACUUCCUAGAAAAGACUCCACAGCUCUGUUCUAGAGGCACCCUACACCAAAAUUAAAGCCUGUAUGACCAUUCUUUUAAUAUGAAUAUUAUGAACAUUCUUUUAAUAAUGAUAAUUUUAAUACCUGAGUGCAGGUAAGUAGCCCCUCACUUCCUUCCAGGAAGGCUCUGUCACAUCCUGUCCCAUUGGAGACUGUUGAAUGUUUACCUUGGUUGGAAAAAGCAGUAAUAAAAUACUAUAAAAUUCUGUAGACACACACAUCAAAUGGUAUUUUAGGCAAAACCCUAGACUUUUUAUCAGCAAUUACUGCAGUCUCUUCACAUAGACACAGCAUAUAGGGAUGAAUCAUGUAGUACUCAAUUUGUCCUUAAUUUUAUGGAGCUCUUACCAAUUUCUUUAAAGAAACAAAUGAAUCUGCAGGAGAAUAAAUAACAGAGAUAAAAACUACAGGAAAGCUACAUACACAAGCAUGUCCUUUAUAGCCUCAGCUGAAGCAACCACCACUGAUGGGUACUACCCUCUUAAGCUCUGUUUCUAGUACAAGGUUUCUUCUUCUGGCUGCAGCUUAAUUUUUAAACAUGCCAAAAUAUAUUUCUCAAAUUUAAGAGUAAAUUCUCUUUUUAUGGUUACUUGGUUUGAAAGGAGACGGUUAACAAAUUCUACAAUUAUCUCAUAUCAUGUCCUUCACCUCAUCAUCCAAGUCACCUUACAAACCAUAUUUUAAGAGAAGGGAAAUCAGAUGGGGGGUUUUUCACAGUAAACUGAUGAAGUCUUUAACAGCUACUAUUGUCAGCUAUGUUUUUUGCAAGAGUUUGGGAAGUAAAUAUUUCCAUGUAAUUUCUUCCUUGUUGCAAUAAAAUCUUUUCUCAUUUUA
This is a messenger RNA of Serinus canaria (Common canary), 2675 nucleotides long. RefSeq names its product aquaporin 11 (gene AQP11). The transcript is spliced from 4 exons. Gene Ontology annotation, biological process: transmembrane transport. The record is from RefSeq and is a predicted model, not a curated record. Gene Ontology annotation, cellular component: membrane; cytoplasm. Gene Ontology annotation, molecular function: channel activity. NCBI's taxonomy places the organism in Eukaryota, Metazoa, Chordata, Aves, Passeriformes, Fringillidae. Bases 581 to 1345 code for a protein of 254 amino acids.